Messenger RNA from Lipotes vexillifer (Yangtze River dolphin), 1608 nucleotides. RefSeq names its product solute carrier family 25 member 23 (gene SLC25A23). Gene Ontology annotation, biological process: transmembrane transport. Gene Ontology annotation, molecular function: calcium ion binding. The record is from RefSeq and is a predicted model, not a curated record. NCBI's taxonomy places the organism in Eukaryota, Metazoa, Chordata, Mammalia, Artiodactyla, Lipotidae. The transcript is spliced from 10 exons. The coding region runs from base 104 to 1510 and encodes 468 amino acids.
GGCCGCGGAGCUGGCCCUGCGGGGCCCCUGGGGGGAGGGGGAGCCGUCAAGCCCCCGCUGAGGCCGCCGCUACCGGGCCUCCCCUCCCCCCGGGGCGGGCGCCAUGCGGGGGGGCCCGGGCGAUGCGGAGCGGCGUCAGCGCUGGGGUCGCCUCUUCGAGGAGCUGGACAGUAACAAGGAUGGUCGCCUGGACGUCCACGAGUUGCGCCAGGGACUGGCCCGGCUGGGCGGGGGCAGCCCGGACCGCGGAGCACAACAGGGCAUCUCCCCUGAGGGUGAUGCUGACUCAGAUGGCAGCCUUGACCUGGAGGAGUUUAUCCUCUAUCUGCAGGAGCGGGAACAGCGCCUGCUACUUCUGUUCCACAGUCUGGACCGGAAUCAGGAUGGUCACAUUGACGUCUCUGAGAUCCAGCAGAGUUUCCAAGCUCUGGGCAUUUCCAUCUCGCUGGAGCAGGCAGAGAAAAUCCUGCAUAGCAUGGACCGUGAUGACACCAUGACCAUUGACUGGCAGGAGUGGCGUGACCACUUCCUGUUGCACUCGCUGGAGAAUGUGGAAGAUGUGCUGUAUUUCUGGAAGCAUUCCACGGUCCUGGACAUUGGCGAGUGCCUGACUGUCCCGGAUGAGUUCUCGGAGCAGGAGAAGCUGACUGGCACGUGGUGGAAACAGCUGGUGGCGGGUGCGAUGGCGGGUGCCGUGUCCCGGACGGGCACAGCCCCCCUGGACCGCCUCAAGGUCUUCAUGCAGGUCCACGCCUCCAAGACCAACCGGCUGAACAUCCUGGGAGGCCUACGGAGCAUGAUCCAAGAGGGGGGCGUGCGCUCCCUGUGGCGUGGCAACGGGAUUAACGUGCUCAAGAUUGCACCUGAGUCGGCAAUCAAGUUCAUGGCCUAUGAGCAGAUCAAGCGGGCCAUCUGGGGGCAGCAGGAGACACUGCAUGUGCAGGAGCGCUUUGUGGCUGGCUCCCUGGCUGGUGCCACAGCCCAAACCAUCAUUUACCCCAUGGAGGUACUGAAGACACGGCUGACCCUUCGCCUGACGGGCCAGUAUAAGGGGCUGCUGGACUGUGCGUGGCGGAUCCUGGAGCGAGAAGGGCCCCAAGCCUUCUACCGCGGCUACCUGCCCAACGUGCUGGGCAUCAUCCCCUACGCGGGCAUCGACCUGGCCGUCUACGAGACCCUGAAGAACCGGUGGCUCCAGCAGUACAGCCACGACUCGGCCGACCCGGGCAUCCUCGUGCUCCUGGCCUGCGGCACCAUUUCCAGCACGUGUGGCCAGAUAGCCAGUUACCCCCUGGCCCUGGUCCGGACCCGCAUGCAGGCCCAAGCCUCCAUCGAGGGAGCCCCCCAGUUGUCCAUGCUGGGUCUGCUCCGUCACAUCCUGUCCCAGGAGGGUGUGCGGGGCCUCUACCGGGGCAUUGCCCCCAACUUCAUGAAGGUUAUCCCAGCCGUGAGCAUCUCCUACGUGGUCUACGAGAACAUGAAGCAGGCCCUGGGGGUCACGUCCAGGUGAGGGACCCAGAGCCCACCCCUCCCCCAGAUCCCUCACCUCCAUCGUGACAUCCCCCACACCUCGGCCACUGGAGACCGAGGGCCCAGCCAGUGGAUCCC